Molecule: messenger RNA, 1210 nt
Organism: Rubroshorea leprosula
Lineage: Eukaryota; Viridiplantae; Streptophyta; Magnoliopsida; Malvales; Dipterocarpaceae
Source: the annotation of a GenBank genome assembly
AAUCUGACCGAUUCCUCCCUCUCCUCCCCUAAUCCAUUUCUUCCCAUCAGGUCGGGAUCCCGUCGAUCCCAUCAGGUCACAAGCUUGUAGCUACUUGUAGGCUGCAGGGAAUCUAUGGUGGUGAAGGUGGGCGGCAAGGCCAGCUGAGAAGCGGCUGAGAUCGAGGGAAAGUAACCGGAUGGCUAGGGCUCUGUGUGUCCUUACUCCGAUUUGGCCUAUAAAAGGGAGAGGGAUUUCAGGAGAGGAGAGGGAGCGCAAAAAAAAAAAAGAGGGAGGCAAAGAGGAGAGCGAAGAAUCUAGGAGAUCAUUGUGAGUUCGGGUUAGAGGAACCAAGAGCAAAUAGAAAGUCCGAGUUUUGUUUUCGGAAUCCGAAGGUUACUGCGGACAAGGCCAUUUUUAUCAGAUUUCUGGUUUGAUGGUUAAUUACAACAAAUCAGAAAUUUUCUGCUGUGGGCUAUCAGUGACAGAAAUACAGCAGCUGGUUGACAGAUUUGGUUUUAAGCUCAGUACCUUGCCAGUAAGGUACCUUGGAGUGCCUGUUAUUACAGGAAAGCUCACAUGUAAGGAUCUGCGGCCAUUGAUUGAAAAAAUACUAACAAGCUGACUUCCUGGACAGCUAAAUACCUCACUUUUGAUCAGCUGGGCUGCAACACUUAUGGUUUAAACUCAAGAAAUUCGUCAAGACUUUGAAACAAAAGCCAAUAAGAAAUAAGCGAAAGACUUGGUCACUUACCAGAUCUGAACGGCUAGCUGCACAGGAGGAUAGCAAAUACAAGACCAGAGAAUUCUGAGAGAUAAAAAGAGAUAUAUUGUGUUAGUGAAAAUUUUGUGAAAGCUUUGAAACCAAAGAUAUGAAAUGAGAAAAAGAAUUACCAACCAGAUCUGUAAGUUUUAGUAGUCACACAGAAAGAUAGCCAAUAUGAGAGAAUUCUUUUGGGAGACAGAAGGAGAUUGUAUUUGUGUGAAGACUCAGCUGAGAUAAACAGAUAUAUUAUAGUAGUGUGAAGGGUAAAUUAAAGCAAGUAUGAUUAGGGAUUCUACUUUUCUUGAGAGCACUAUUACCGGCGUUGAUGAUGCUGGUGGUGAUGGCGGCGUUGAUGCUGGCGGUGGUGGUGGUGUGGCUGCUUGUGGCGGCGGCGGUGGUGGUGGUUGUGGCGGUGACGGCGGUUGUGGUUGUUGAACGAAAAAUUAAUUAAUUGUCAAAUUUUCA